Messenger RNA from Brienomyrus brachyistius, 1451 nucleotides. It is a transcript of the gene spaca4l, whose product is annotated as sperm acrosome associated 4 like. The record is from RefSeq and is a predicted model, not a curated record. Bases 117 to 512 code for a protein of 131 amino acids. The transcript has 3 exons. Lineage: Eukaryota; Metazoa; Chordata; Actinopteri; Osteoglossiformes; Mormyridae.
UCCGAGCUGCGCCUGUUCGUUCGAAAGCUGGAGAGUAACGGUUCUGCACGAAACGAAAGGAGUGACAGCAGAUAAACCUGGUUGUUCUUCUCAACUUUUGAAACAUUUCUUCAAAAAUGAACAGAAUUCUUUGCGGCGUUUUUGCCCUUGGACUGGUUUUCGCAGUUGCCCAAGCCCAACUGCAGUGUUACAAAUGUGAUAUUGGAUUUUUUGGUGCUUGUAUUACCACUACAACCACUUGCUCAGGCCUUACCGACCAGUGCUUCAACGGCGUGGGGACAGCAGCAUUAUUCAUGAAAAUCAACAUGAAGGGGUGUCUCGCAGUGAGCAGCUGUAAUCAGACGUCCGAUGUGGCGUUUGGUUCCAAUAGUAAUAGUACAAUAUACAAGAUGACUAAGACCUGCUGCUCGACGAACCUGUGCAACCUGGCCCCCCGGGGGGCUUAUGGCAGCCUCCUCUCCAUCACACUGCUUACGCUGACUGGAGCCAUGAUCACUGGGGCUUUAGUCUAAGCUUGUGUAUUUGUUCCGUCCCCCCCCCACACCCCCCCCCCCACACCCCCCCCCCCACACACACACACCCACCCACCACCCUGUCUGGCUCGUCAAAUCAUCCAUAGGAUUACACUGUCUUCUCAGUUUACCUUCCAAAAAUGCACAACUGGUUAUAUAACAACGGACACACAAUAACUUAGCAGCUACAUUCAUUGACCAUGUACACAUUUAGGUUAAGAACUGACCCUUUAUUGGUUAGUUUUGUGCCAAAUCCAGUCAUCUGAAAGUUUACAGACCAAUGGUGUAUAUGUUCUCUUACACUGACUGUACCUGAAAAGGUGUCUUACACUCAAUAUAUAAAAGACCAUCAACCAUCAUGCUUGGUUCCGCUUCUGGUCUCUCGGAACCAGUCAGGAUCAUGUAGGGUUGCAUAUGUAAGCCUUGCAAUACUGCGCUGACUUUCACCACCACAAGUUCGGAAAACAAGCCCUGCGCGAAUGGAACCAAAGUUUUGUGGUGUUCAUGUGACCACAAGAAAUGUAGGCUAUGGUAGACUUAUGGAAAGUGUAAUUUCAGGGAAUUUAAUGUUAAAUUUAUACUGCAUUUAAUUUAACCUUUAAACACUUAACAAAUGAUUUUCAACUAAAAUGUAUGUAUUCGUCACCAUCUCUAUCUUGGCAAAAGAAUACAGUACUACGCCUAUUCUGUCUUUGUUGAAAGUUUAUGUAAGUGUAUGGGAGUGGUUGUAGAUGGGUCUUCAGGAAUUUAACACAUUUGGGAAGGUUUUUUCUGGGGCAAUUUCAGCUUAAGGAGUUUGUUGAACAUGGAUUGAUUGACUCAUGCAACUGCUUCCUGUGUUUGACAUUUUAACUGAUUUUAAUCAAAUGGGAAGAUGUGUAGUUUCCUAAUGUCAGUUUGCUCAGUUGUCAAAAUAAAGACUUAACAAUGACCCAAAAA